Messenger RNA from Nicotiana attenuata, 2340 nucleotides. RefSeq lists its product as uncharacterized. The coding region runs from base 1 to 2340 and encodes 779 amino acids. The transcript has a single exon. Lineage: Eukaryota; Viridiplantae; Streptophyta; Magnoliopsida; Solanales; Solanaceae. The record is from RefSeq and is a predicted model, not a curated record.
AUGGGAACAAACAUCCUUGUUACUUCUGUUUAUGCAAAAUGUGAUGUUGGUUUGAGAGAACAUCUCUGGAAUAACCUAAGGGAUAUCUCCCAGAAUUAUAAGCUCCCUUGGUACAUUGCAGGAGAUUUCAAUUGUAUUAUUGAUCCAAGUGAGAAACAGGGCGGUAACCUUCACAGAAUGUCCAAAAGCAUGCCUGUGAUACAAUUUAUCAUGGAUUGUGAUCUUAUUGACCCAGGCUUCUCAGGCUCACAAUUUACCUGGUGCAAUGGGUGGUCUCCUAACAGAAGAGUCUGGAAAAGGCUAGAUAGGGUGCUGGUUAACCAAGAAUGGAUGAAUAACUAUGAUUCUACUAAUGUCAAUCAUUUAAUUAGAACAUGCUCUGAUCACUCACCCCUACUCACUAUUGCUAAGAAUACUUUACAGCCUACUAUCAAAUAUUUCAGAUUCUUAGAUUUCUGGACUAACGAAAAUGGUUUCAAAGAGGUGGUGAAACAGGCUUGGGAUAUAGAGGUUCAUGGUUCCCCUAUGUGGAAAUUCCACUUGAAACUAAAAAACACAUGUAGAUGCCUAUCCCAUUGGUCUAAGACAUCUAUUGGCAAUAUUUUUGACAAUGUCAAGGAUCUGGAAAAGAAGAUGGAUGAUCUUGAACAAAAGACCAUUACAAACAACACGGAUAUCAACAGAGCUGAGCUUAACCGCAUAAAUGCUCUUCUUAUCAGGGCCUAUAAAACUGAAGAAUCUAUAUGGAAGCAAAAAUCUGGGAUCAAGUGGUUUGUGGAGGGGGAAGUGAACACUAAAUUCUUCCACUCCAUUGUCAAGGGUAGAAGAAAGAGGUUAGCUCUUAAAAAGAUCAGGCUAAGUGAUGGCACAUGGAUUGAAGGAGAUGAGCGUAUUGCAAAUGAAGCUAUAUCCUUCUUUCAAAAGCAAUUCACUAGAGAACAUAUAGACUCCAAUUUUUCUAUCCUUAAUUGUAUUCCUAAAGUUAUCAAUGAAAUGGAUAAUGCAGGCCUCACAACCAUACCUACUAUGGAGGAACUGAAAGCUGUCGUUUUUUCCAUGAGCCCAUCCAGUGCACCUGGACUAGAUGGCCUUUCUGGAAAAUUUUAUCAUUCUUGUUGGGAUAUUAUUAAGGAUGAUCUUUUACUAAUGAUCAAUGAUUUCUUUGCAGGUAACCAAAUUCCAAAGGCCAUGACCCACACCUGCCUAAUCCUCAUCCCUAAAGUGGAUAAUCCUCAAGCCUUCAAUGAACUAAGGCCUAUCAUCCUUGGCAAUUUCUCCUGCAAAAUCAUAUCGAGUCUAAUGAACCAGAGAUUAAGCCCCCUUAUGGACAAACUUAUUUCUCCUUACCAAACAGGUUUUAUCAAAGGAAGAUCCAUAACUGAAAAUAUCAUGAUGACUCAGGAUAUGGUCCAUAAUAUUACAAAUUCCACUCAUGGGAAUGUAGUGCUAAAAGUGGACAUGGCUAAAGCAUAUGAUCGAGUCUCAUGGGAAUACCUCUAUAAUAUUAUGAGGCAUUUUGGUUUUAAUGAAACUUGGAUUGAUAUGAUUUGGAGACUUAUGUCUAAUAUUUGGUAUUCUGUAAAUAUCAAUGGGAAUAGACAGGGAUUUUUCAAUUCCUCUAGGGGAUUAAGACAAGGGGAUCCUUUAUCUCCCUCCCUUUUUCUUAUUAGGGCUGAACUUUUUUCAAAAUUAAUGGAGUCCUUAAAUAAUCUUGAAUUCAUCCCUUUCUCUAUAGAUAGUCAUGGUCCUGUUAUAUCUCAUUUAUGUUAUGCUGACGACACAAUUUUAUUUUCCUCAGCUGAACCUGAAUCCUUGAAGAUCAUGAUGGAAAAGAUGGAGACUUAUGAAAAAAUCUCAGGACAACUAGUGAACAAAGCCAAAUCUGAUUUUUAUGUCAACUUCCAAGAUGAUGAUAUAAGAAUCAACCGAAUCAAACAGAUUACUGGAUACAACCGCUGCCACUUUCCAAUGCAAUAUCUUGGAUGUCCUAUCUAUAUAGGAAGGAAAAAGGUUGUUUAUUUUAACAACAUGGUGGCUAACAUAGCCGAAAGACUCCAAGGAUGGCAAGGUAAAUUUCUAACCUAUGGUGGCAAAGCUGUUCUUAUUAAAUCUGUUUUGCAGGCUAUUCCACUUCACACUCUAUCAGUGUUACAUCCUCCCAAGGCAACUUUCUCCCAGAUUGAAAAGAUCUUCUCUAACUUCUUUUGGGGUAUGGAUGGCAACAAAAACAAGAAGCAUUGGAUUGCUUGGAAAGACAUGUGCUUUCCAGUCGAGGAAGGGGGAGCUGGCUUCAGAUCUCUUAAAGACACAUGUGAUGCCUUCUCUGCUAAGAUAUGGUGA